Messenger RNA from Nematolebias whitei (Rio pearlfish), 1830 nucleotides. It is a transcript of the gene slc5a8, whose product is annotated as solute carrier family 5 member 8. Bases 1 to 1830 code for a protein of 609 amino acids. Gene Ontology annotation, biological process: propanoate transmembrane transport; sodium ion transport. The record is from RefSeq and is a predicted model, not a curated record. The transcript has 17 exons. NCBI's taxonomy places the organism in Eukaryota, Metazoa, Chordata, Actinopteri, Cyprinodontiformes, Rivulidae. Gene Ontology annotation, molecular function: organic acid:sodium symporter activity. Gene Ontology annotation, cellular component: membrane.
AUGUCUCUGGUCGCCGGCUCCUUUGUGGCACUGGAUUAUGUAGUGUUUGCUCUCAUGCUUGUGGCUUCCGCUGCCGUCGGGGUCUACUUCGCAUGGACUGACAGGAGACGGACAAGCUCUGGGGACUUCUUAACGGGGGGUCGCAGGAUGACCGCCCUGCCCGUCUCCUUGUCCCUGACUGCCAGCUUCAUGUCAGCCAUCACAGUCCUGUCCACCCCAGCCGAGGUGUACCUCUACGGAGCCAGCAUUGGAGUCUAUGCUUUUGCUGAUGUGCUGACGAUGGUGAUCACCUCCGAGGUCUUUCUGCCCAUCUUCUACAAGCUGAGCAUCACCAGCACAUACGAGUAUCUGGAGAUGCGUUUCAGCAGAGUGACCCGCCUGCUCGGAACCGUCCUCUUCAUUGUCCAGACGAUCCUUUACACUGGGAUUGUGAUUUACGCUCCAGCUCUUGCUUUGAACCACGUGACUGGUAUAGACCUGUGGGGGGCUGUCAUCUCAACAGGUGUGGUCUGUACCUUUUACUGCACGAUGGGCGGUCUAAAGGCGGUGGUGUGGACAGAUGUCAUUCAGCUUUGUGUCAUGUUAAUAGGUUUCCUGGCCAUCAUCGUCCGAUCUGUGCUCUUACAAGGCGGAGUGGUCGCCAUCAUUUCAGACUGUCAAGAUGGAGGAAGACUAAAUUUUUGGGACUUUGACACGAACCCUCUAAGGAGACACACCUUCUGGACCUUAACUAUCGGAGGGACAUUUAUUUGGGUCAGUGUCUAUGGGAUCAACCAAGCUCAGGUUCAAAGAUACAUCUCCUGCAAGAGCCUGACUCAUGCCAGACUUUCUAUAUACAUCAACUUGCUAGGUCUGUGGUCCGUCUUGUUGAGCUCAGUGUUUGCAGGAAUGUGUCUGUACUCGGUCUAUAAAAACUGUGACCCGUGGAGUACCGGACUUAUUUCUGCUCUUGAUCAGCUGAUGCCAUAUUUGGUGAUGGACAUCUUAGGAGACUACCCCGGUCUCCCUGGCCUGUUUGUUGCAGCAGCAUACAGUGGAUCCCUAAGCACGGUGUCUUCCAGCAUCAAUGCUCUGGCUGCAGUGACAGUAGAGGAUCUGAUCAGACCGUACACCAGCCUGUCUGAAAAACACCUGUCCUGUAUCUCAAAGGGAAUGACUUUUUUCUAUGGAGUUUUGUGCAUCGGAAUGGCUGGACUGGCCUCGUUCAUGGGAGGGAUCUUGCAGGCAGCCGUCAGCAUUUUUGGUAUAAUUGGAGGUCCUUUACUUGGUUUGUUUGCACUGGGCAUCCUGUGUCCGUGUGCCAACUCCAAAGGAGCCGUUUCAGGGCUCGUGUCAGGGCUGGUAGUUUCCCUUUGGGUGGGCAUCGGAGCCCAUAUUUACCCCCCACCCCCCGAGUUGAGUCGGCCUCUGCCGCUGAACACUGACGGCUGUAACUUCACCACAACGAGCACCUUGAACUGGACCUCCACGGCUCUGCCAACCCAACCAAACUCCACCCUUAACAUUCCCAUCCAUGAUGGUGGCAGGCCCAUGUUGGAAGACCUCUACUCUCUGUCCUACCUUUACUUCGGUCCAGUUGGAACCAUGAUAACCAUCAGUGUGGGACUGGUGGUCAGCGUGUUAACGGGAGGCUGUAAGCUGAAAGUGGAACCGAGGCUCUUAUUAAAGAAGGAGGACACAACGUUUUAUUAUUUCAUCAAGUUAUUUAAAUGCAGGGUGGAAAAACGAAGCGGACAGCUCGACUUAAAGAAGGACAGAGAGAAGAAAUUUGGCAACAGCAAUCCUGCAUUCAGCGACUUCGAGCUAACAAAAAGCAGCGUCACUCUGUGA